Messenger RNA from Myodes glareolus (Bank vole), 909 nucleotides. Lineage: Eukaryota; Metazoa; Chordata; Mammalia; Rodentia; Cricetidae. The record is from RefSeq and is a predicted model, not a curated record.
AUGGAUGUCAAGGAUUUGAUAAUAGGAAUAGUGUUCUUAUUUCAGAGCACAAUUGGAAUUCUGGGAAAUUUUUAUCUUCUUUGCUACUAUCUUAUCCUUUACUUCAUUAAACAGAAGUUAAAGACCAAAGAUUUGAUUUUCACAUACCUGUUCAGAAACUCAUUGCUUAUUGUUUCUAAAGGUGUGCUAAUGACAAUACACUCUUUUGGGAUGCAAUGGCUCAUCAGUGAUUUUGGUUGUAAUGUUCUUUUGUAUAGUCAAAGACUUGGCAGAAACAUGUCCAUCAGCUCCACCUGUCUCUUGAGUGUAUUUCAGGCCAUCACCAUCAGUCCCAGUGACUCCUGUUGUAUGCUUCUGAAAGUCAAAACUACAAAGUACAUUGGACUCUAUAUUACCCUCUGCUGGGUCCUGUACACGGUAAUAAAUAUGAUUUUCCCUGUGUAUCUGUAUAUCAAAGGGAACAAUAAAAACAUGACAUACAAAAGAGAUUCAGCAUAUUGCCUCAAUGUAGGUUAUGAUGAAGUCACAGGCUCAUUGUAUACAGUUUUCUGUGUAUUCCCUGAAGUUUUGUUCUCUGUGAUAGUUGCCUGGUCUGGUGGAUUUAUGGUUGUCAUUUUAUACAGGCACAAGCAAAGGGUUCAACAUAUCCAUAGCACUCAUGUUUCUUUCAGUGUAUCCCCUGAGUCUAGAGCCACCCAGAGCAUCCUAGUCCAGGUCUUCACCUUUCUAGGUUUGUAUACCCUCUCCUCCAUCUUACAAGGUUGGAAUGCUUUUGUAUAUGAUAGUGAAGGCUGGCUAAUGAAUAUUAUAGCCAUCAUUUCUAUGUGCUUUCCCACAUUAGGCCCUUUUAUUAUGAGUCAUAAUUCUAUCACUGUAUUUGAUUUUCCCUUUUUCUGCAUGAGGAAUUGA